UUACACCAAUGAGUCAAUGAACCUUAUCUUCAUGCGUUGAAAGUGCAAGUUGAUGCUCUGUGUACCCUCCUGCUUUUAUCAUUGUUGCUGUUGUCCUUAACAUCGCAAUUCUUGUAUUGUUUCCAAAUACUGAGAGCUUGUAUCUAACUAAUCGUAGCACCAAACCAAAGAUGGCGGACACUGUCAUUAGUGCUGUGCUAGGCAAGCUAAUUCCAGUUGCUACUGAGCAGAUCAGCCUUGUUUGGGGGUUCGAGGAGCAGCUGAAAGAACUUCAAGACUCAUUGACAACGAUUCGAGCUGUGCUGACUGAUGCGGAGAGAAGGCAAGUGAAAGAAGAGCUUGUGAAGCUCUGGUUGCUGAGGCUUAAAGACGUUGCUUAUGAUGUUGAUGAUGUGCUGGACGAGUUUGCUUAUGAGAUUCUCCGACGAAAGGUUGAGAUCCGAAACCAAAUGAUGAGAAAGGUAUGCUUCUUCUUUUCAUUUUCAAACCCUAUUGCAUUCCGAAUCAACAUGGCCAACAAAAUUAAGACUGUGCUCAAAUCUUUGAAAAAGAUUAACGAUAAUGCAAAAGAAUUUGGAUUUGCAAGCGCGGGAUCAAUAAAUGCAAUUCCUGAGGUCAUUCCAGGCCGAGAGACAGACUCCUCUCUUGAGGAUUCAAAGAUUGUAGGAAUGGGAGAUCAUGUCUCAAAAAUAGUAAACUUGGUGCUUAAUGCAACCAAUGAACAGCUGUCAGUCAUUCCUAUAGUGGGAAUGCCAGGUUUGGGGAAGACAACUCUGGCAAAACUAGUGUGUAAUCAUGAGCUAGUACAGAGGAAUUUUGAUGAAAUAAUAUGGAUAUGUGUCUCCAAUGAUUUUGAUGAUAAGAAGAUUUUGGGAGAGAUUCUUGAAUCCCUUACCAAGAACUCAUGUACGUUGCAACAGAAGGAUGCAAUACUUAAAUGCCUAAUAGAAAAGUUGCAAAAAAAAAGAUAUCUUCUCGUUCUUGAUGAUGUUUGGAAUGAAGAUGAUAGGAAAUGGGAUGCUUUAAGGAGUUGUUUGUUAGGAAUUAAUUCAUCUGCAGGAAACAAUGUUAUUGUAACAACCCGUAGUGACAUAGUGGCGAGGAUCAUGAAGACGAUUCAUCAGCAUGAGAUGGAAAAACUCUCAAACGAUGAAUGUUGGUCCAUAAUCAAGAAAAGAGUAUCUACAAAAGUAAGAAUUCCACUAAGUCAACGUCAGGAGGAUAUUGGAAGGGAGAUUGCUAAAAGAUGUCAAGGGAUUCCAUUAGUUGCAAGGGUUUUAGGAGGGACAAUGUCUAAUAAGAUUGAGGAAAGGGAAUGGUUGGCAAUUCAAAACAGUGAGGUUUGGAGUUCCUUGCAUGGUGAAAAUGAAAUCUUAUCAAUACUAAAAUUAAGCUUCGAUUGUCUUUCACCAUCUCUAAAAAGUUGUUUUACAUAUUGUGCCAUAUUUCCUAAAGAUUAUGAAAUGGGAAAGGAAGAUUUAAUUCAACAGUGGAUGGCUGAAGGGUUUCUUCAACCAUCGCAAGGAAAUUCUUCUGAGAUGGAAGACAUUGGUAACUACUAUUUUGAUAUUUUGUUGGCAAAUUCCUUAUUCCAAGACAAAAAAAUGGAUUAUUUUGGUGAUGUAAUAAGUUGUAAGAUGCAUGAUCUUGUACAUGAUCUUGCCCUCUUAAUUUCACAAGAAACCUUGCAUUUAGGGGGCAAUGUGAGGGAUGACAUUGACAAGUCUCACAUUCGGCGUUUAUCUUUUGUAUCCAAUGACGGGACAACACCAACAAUCCCACUAUCUAGAGAUGGCAUGCAUAAAUUGCGCACAGCUUUUUUGAUUUAUGCUAAUCUUGGGGACAAGUUAUUGGACUUAAAAUUUGUACGUGGUCUAAUAUUAUCUGGGAGUGGUAUAAUAUUAUCUGGGAUAGGAAAGAAAAAAAUUUUCAAGUCAAUUUGUGAAUUUAGACAUUUAAGGCUUCUUCAAGUCGAGGAGAGCUACAUCAGUGAAUUACCCAAUUCUAUUACCAAGCUCUACCACUUACAAACUCUAGCAAUCGAGUUUGCUCCUGGUCUAAGAAAGCUUCCAAAAAAUCUAAGAAAUUUGACUAACUUGAGACAUAUUAAAGUUAGUCAUGCGUACAUAAAACAAAUGCCAAUCAAUAUGGGGCAGUUGACUUGCCUUCGAACUUUGCCUUUCUAUUUCAUCGGUCAGGAAACUGGUCAUCGAAUUGAAGAACUAGGAUGCUUAAGCCAGCUCAGAGGAGGAUUAACUAUCUUCAAUUUGGAGCAUGUGAGAGAUAAAGAAGAAGCCAGAACUGCAAAUUUAGUGGGAAAGACGAGAGUACACAAGCUGGAAUUCCAUUGGUGUAGUGAAAGAGUAGGCAACAACAAUGAUGAGGAUGUAUUGGAAGGCCUUCAACCUCACCCACGUUUGAAAAGCUUAAAGAUAGAAAAUUUUGGGGGUGAGAAGUUCCCUUCAUGGAUAUUAGCGGGUGAUAAUAGUGGUGGUGGUUUGUUUCUUUUUAACCAUCUGUUGGAAAUCCUUUUAGUAGAUUGUAAUAAAUGCGAAAAAAUUCCUACACUUGGUCAUUUACCAUGUCUCAAGUUUCUUCAAAUAGAGGGAAUGGAUAAUGUGACAUGUAUAGGAACAGAAUUUUACAACAGUUACAGUGGUGUGGGAUCAAGUACCGGUAGAGAUGGCAGUGGUAGAAAUGCGUUGUUCCCAGCUUUGAAAAGGCUUGAUUUGCAGCGUAUGCCCAAUCUAGUGGAGUGGAAGGACCCGAUGGACCCAACAACAACAGGAAUGCUGUUUCCUUGCCUUGAGGAGUUAACCAUUAAAGAAUGUAGAAAACUGAUAAGUGCUCCAUGUCAUUUUCCGUCUCUUAAGAAAUUAGAUAUUCAGAAAACUUGCAGUACGACAUUCAAAAACAUUAUCAGCAAGGUUACCACGCUUAUGUCCCUUGAGAUUUAUGAUAUUUCAGAACUUUCUUGUCUGCCAGAGCAUUUAUGGCAAAAUAAUUCUACGAAUCUAAUGUCUUUGAAGAUAGAGAGUUGUGCUGAUUUGGUGUCCAUCUUUGCUGCCGCAUGAGGAUGAUGUAUGUGCGCCUUGCAUGUCUCUCCAAUCACUUUGUAUUAUCAAAUGUGAGAAAUUGAGUCAUUUGCCAAACACACUGCAAACCUUCAAUUCCCUUGAGAAAUUUGAAGUAAUCAGUUGUUCCAAUGUGAUGUAUUUUCCCAGUCUACAAGGUGUGGCACCCUUUCUUCGAACUCUACGGAUAUCAUUUGGUGAUGAAGUUUUCCCGUCUGGGCUGCAAUCCUGUACAUCUCUUUCGGAUUUGAGGAUAGGGGAAUGUCCUAAUCUGAAAUCAAUUCCAGAUAUGCCAGAAUUACAUUCUCUUAUCCACUUAGCGAUUUGGGAUUGUCCUAAUCUGAUAUCAAUUGGAGAUCUACGAGAAUUGCAGUCUCUUAACCGCUUACGAAUUAUCCAUUGCCAAAAGUUGAGGCAUCUACCAGAUGGCUGCCUCACCCGCUUGAAGCAAUUGUGGAUUGGUAAAUUUUGCGAGGAGCUUGAUGUUUCCACGAUUCUCUGUUCCAUCCAACACUUGCAGACAUCCCUUGAAGACCUUGUAUUGUUUGGGUGCGAUAAACUCAAUACUCCUCCGGACGAAAUUCUACGCUUCACUGGUCUCAAACGUCUGUCAAUGUAUGGAUGUACAUCAGAGAGAACUUUUUAUAAGUGGUUUAACCGUCGCAUGCCUCAUCUUGAUGUGGAUAUUUGGGCUACCGAGUUGGGCAGGCUAUGGUACGGCUGGUGGGAAUAUUGACACUAUGGAAUUAGAGAAUUUUGCACGAGGUGAUUGGUUAGACUCUGAACAACUACCGUCUGUCUCAGUCUCAGACAUGGUGGGUGGGAAGAUUAAUGGAAUGGAAAAACUUGUUGCUGGUCCAUUAGGUAGUGAAAAGAAGUGUGAAAAUGAGGAGGUUUUAGUAAUGGAAGAAUUUGUAAUUAUUAUCUAUUAUGUUCCGCUGGAAGAAUAAUCAAUCAAAUAAUCCACUCUCAGCUAAUGGAAGUUCAUUAUAGAGCUGAAAAAGGAAGGUCGAUUCAAGACCUGCAUAUAGUACUUACGAUUGCGAAAGGCUGAUGCAAUGCUCACCAUAUAAUGGAAACUACAAAUUUAUUAUUUCUCCAGUUGUCCCCAUCGAAAGGAAAGAUGUACCAAGGGAAAAAAGCCCAAGUGGUCCAAGAUUUUCCACAUUUAAUAAAAAUAGAAACUUAUGUCAUCCAACUGAUAGCAUCUUGAAGUUUAUGUAAUAUCAUACAAAUCCACUGAUUUUUAUCCAAGCAAUCAGUACUAAGAAAGAAACUUCAGUUGGUUGGCUUGGUUUCCAUGCUCUUAGCAUACAAGUAUGAGGAGGUUUCUGUUUCUGACUUUCUGUAGUUGGGGAUUUGAUUCUUAUAUCAGAUAAAGCGUACAAAAGGAAGGAGGUUCUGGAAAUGG
Molecule: messenger RNA, 4485 nt
Organism: Quercus lobata
Lineage: Eukaryota; Viridiplantae; Streptophyta; Magnoliopsida; Fagales; Fagaceae
Product: putative disease resistance protein RGA3
Exons: 4
Coding region: 171-3074 (967 amino acids)
Molecular function (GO): ADP binding
Source: RefSeq, a predicted model, not a curated record